Molecule: messenger RNA, 3693 nt
Organism: Ornithorhynchus anatinus (platypus)
Lineage: Eukaryota; Metazoa; Chordata; Mammalia; Monotremata; Ornithorhynchidae
Gene: FOXN4
Product: forkhead box N4
Exons: 10
Coding region: 170-1744 (524 amino acids)
Biological process (GO): regulation of DNA-templated transcription
Cellular component (GO): nucleus
Molecular function (GO): cis-regulatory region sequence-specific DNA binding; DNA-binding transcription factor activity
Source: RefSeq, a predicted model, not a curated record
GACCCUGCAGAGCGACCUGCUCGCCUACUGCGCAUGCUCCAGGCUGGACAGCUCCAGAGAGGGAAAUUUAAAAACGGUUAGGAGGUCGAGACAGCAGCCAAAUUUGCAAAGAGAGAGAUCCCCUUAGAGACCCGAGAGGUGCCAGCCGCGGCAGAACUCACUCCAGGAGAUGAUAGAAAGUGAUAUCUCGUCCAUAAUGUCAGGAAUUAUUAGAAAUUCAGGGCAAAAUCAUCACCCGAAUUCGCAGGAAUACAGACUCCUGACUUCGGGCCCCGCCCAGCCGAGUGAGGACAACGUCCACACUGACCUGGAGUCUCUCUCGUGGCUGACGUCUGUGGAUGUGCCGAGGCUGCAGCAGAUGACGAGUGGCCGGAUGGACUUCAGCGCCCCAGGCUCCCUGAUGCAGCAGACAGGUCCCAUGGCAGCAAACAUGCAACCCAUGGGUGCCCCGGGCACCGUGAUCCACAUGCCAGCCAGCAUGCCCCCUCAGGGGAUCCUGGGACUGGACAGCAUGGCCACACACGGAGCAAACCUGAACCAGUAUCCGGUGGGAGCCCAGCUCUAUCCAAGCGUGCAGAGCCAGCAGCCGCCGUUCCCCCUGGCCCAGGACCCUCAGCGGGCGCUGCUGUCGACCGUGGGGCCUCUGCCGGAUCCCCAGUGCUCACCCGCUGGAAUGUACAGAGUCUCCUAUGGGUCCCAGCCACAGUUCCCGCCCCCCCGGUUCGCGCCGCCCUUGGCCAAGGACCUGCACCCCAAACCCUACCCCAAGCCCAUCUACUCGUACAGCUGCCUCAUUGCCAUGGCCCUGAAGAACAGCAAGACAGGAAGCCUCCCCGUGAGCGAGAUCUACAGCUUCAUCAAGGAACACUUCCCUUAUUUCAAGACGGCUCCGGAUGGCUGGAAGAAUUCCGUGAGGCACAACCUGUCCCUGAACAAGUGCUUCGAGAAGGUGGAGAACACGAUGAGCGGGUCAUCACGCAAGGGUUACCUGUGGGCCCUCAACCUGGCCCGGAUCGAUAAGAUGGAGGAGGAGAUGCACAAGUGGAAACGGAAGGACCUGGCGGCCAUUCACCGGAGCAUGGCCAAUCCCGAGGAGCUGGACAAGCUGAUCACCGACCGGCCCGAGAGCUGCCGGCCUGCGAGGAAGCUGCCGGGGUCCCAGCUGGUGCCCACGCCAGCCCCCGAGGGAUGGAAGCCCGUCUCCCAGCUCCCGACCCAGCCCAUCGUCAACCUGACCCUACAGGCCGUCCCCCGGCACCACCCCCACGCCCACCACCACAUCCAGACCCGGGCCCGCCUCACCCCCGACUCCCCGGCCCCCGCCCAGACCCCUCCGCUGCACGCCCUGCCCGACCUCCACCCCAGCCCCCUCCCCCCGCCUCCCCCGGGCCAGGCCCCGACCGACUUCCUCAACGUGACGGCCGACGCGAACCCCGAAGUGGACGCCCUGGACCCUAGCAUCGUCGACUUCGCCUUGCAAGGGAACAUCUGGGAAGAAAUGAAGGAUGACAGUUUCAACCUUGACACCCUCGGUGCCUUCAGCAACUCCCCCCUCCAACUAUCAGACUGUGAGCUGGGGGCUUCCGGUCUCACCCCCGCCUCCAGCGGCAGUGACCAGUCCUUCUCAGACUUGCAAGUGACCGGUCUCUAUACCACCUACAGCGCUCCAGACGUGUCUUCCUCCUCCUCCUCCUCCGCCCCGUACCUGGGCACCCCAGGCACCAAGCCCAUCGCCUUGCUUUAAGCCAGUUCUCGUUUUUAGGACUCCCGCGGCUUAUGCCCGGAUUGGGGCCUGAAGGGUGGGGCCGGGGGGAGGGGCAGAUCGCGGGAGACUCCGUCCCCAUCAGGAACACGAGCAGAACGGCGGGGUGAGGCCCAAGGGAAUCCGGGGACUUUCGACCCCGGGCACAACCACGGAACAGCCGCCAAGAAGGCCCGCGGCCGUCGACCAGUCACCUCGGAACGUAGAUUUGAGCUAGCCCGGCAUUAGAGUAAUCAAGGGUUCGCACUCUUGACGCCAAACACUAAACGACCCUCUGCGUCUCUGAGCGUCGACCCCAAAUCCAGGCCCGCUCGACAGGAAGGACCUUCCAGCCUCUUGAGUUCUUGUUGAUUCAACUACUCAGUCAAUCCACGGCAUUUAGGGAGCGCAUCCUGUACGCAGAGCACUGUACUAAGCUCUCGGCACUGUCUUUUUGGUUUGGAUGCCGGUCUGCUGAACCUCUCUCCGCUCCAGAGACAGAAAACCCGAGGACCGUCCCUACCGAGUCUCAACCCCGUACCUUAACACAAAAACUCUCGGGGAUUCAAGUGACAGAACCACUCUGUGAUGAAAUACUGAAUUCGGAAAGAGGCCCCAGUUAGCGAUUUAGGUUAGAGAACUACCUUUCUUGUUGACCUAAACCCCAGAAUCCCUUAGAUCGCAGUAGACUAGUUCUCGUGGACUGUGCUAGCCAGUAUUAUAUUUGUAAAUUUAUUUAUAUUUAUUGUCUCCGGUUAACAGAAAUGAUGUCAAUGGAAUAUUGUGUUCAUUGGAUUUGAAAGUAGAGUUCCUUCCUACAACUCUAUUGACUAAGUUAUUGGUGAAUCAAAUCCUCAGUGGUGUCUUAGUCCCCCUGUAUAUUUGUUUUUUUUCCCCUUUUAAUUUAAAGAAGCACUUUUGAUACUGUGAAACUUUUUUUUUUUAAUCCAGAGACCAAAUAUUUUUUUAAGUGUCCAGUACCAAUUCAAGACAUGUGUCCUACAUGAAUCUACCCCAGAGGCCCCUGGCCUAGCAUUAAGAAAAAAAUUGAUGAUCACAGGGGGGAUUUGUAUUGUCUUUUAAGAAAGAAGCCUGACAGCAUAAGAAACUACUAAGUGUAAAACAUAAAAUUUCCAAGAAGUAGUGAGUAGGUUAAUUGGCAACUUGCCAUUGUUACAUUUUUUGGUUCUUCCUAAACUCCGUUAAACAUUCUCUUCAUUUUUUACUUUGUUUUGUCUCGAUGGCCCUACUUUCCCAUAGUGGUUUUGCUCCCACAAAGGUGGGUUUUCCCACCUGCAAAGCUGGAGGCCAUUUCAAUUUAGGACACUGAACGGUGGUGAGGGCCGCGGAGAAAAACUCUCAAUAGAUACUAUCGACAGGGACAGCUUGGGGGCCGGGGGAGGAGUGAAGGAACGCCAAGAACCGAAGGAGAACAGAUUCACUCUCCACCUAAAUUUAAAAUGAACAUUGGCAUCGGAGGGCUGGACAGCUUCCUCCGUGCCACAGAGGGAAAAGAUGAUUAACUUCCACCUCUUCCCUAACCGUUGCUCCGAUCAGCCGGAGCCUCAGGAAGUAGAAAAAUGCACACAUCAGCCUGAGAUGGCAAGGUACAAUCUUGCCCUCAGCCACUGGAAUCCCAGACAAGCAAUAACUUUGCUUAAAACGGUUACACACAGACCCACAAAAACACACGUGUGUCCACAAUGGCCUGGAGUCAGGUUUUUCAAAUGAGAAACCUCAACUCUCUUCAGGUACUUAUGAGAAGGAUCUUUUGAGGUGUUUUACUUGUUCACAGGUAUUUCCUAAGGCACCACCGAGUCUCUAAAUGAAGUGUUAUCAUGCAACUGUUUUCUGUCAAUAAAACAAAGGAAUUUUCGCGAUUCGGUCAUGAGAUGUAAAGAUGGACGUUAGGUGCUGAGAGUUCAAUAAAAAAGGGUUUUCUUUGAAAAGUU